UGCAAACGUGUACAAAUAAAGAACAUGUCCCAACUCUUUUCAGUCCGGUAUCAAUCAUCAUUCAGUUCACAGCAUUAAGUAAUAAUUUUUCCCUGGAUUAUAACUAAAAUUUUUGCAAUUUAAACCAAACUUUAAAAAUACAAGGGUGGAUCAAGCUGAAAAUAAUUUGGUGGUGAUAAGCUUAGAGAAUGACAAGGAAACGGAGUGUCUAAAAACCGUUCGUGAUUUGAUGGCAGAAAAUGAAAAAUUGAAGCCAACGACGAAAUUCUGGCCGGACAAUUUACUUCUUAUGCUCAUCCGGACAGACGAUUUCAACACUACAAACGUCUUGAGAGUGGUAAUGUCUUUGCAAAAUUGCAUAAUUGAAAAGUAUCCUGACUUAUUUGGACUUAUAAAUCCGUCCGAGUUGAAACCGUUUUUAGACAAGAAAAUUUUCAGGCUGGUGAAGCACGCUAGUCCAAAUAAUCCUGGUGUUGCAACGUUUGAAUUUAAAAGUUGGAAACCAUCCGAAAUCCCGGUAGACCACUUGAUCGCCGUUGCAACGGUGUACGGUCUUCAACUAGGACAAAGUUCCAAAGAUAUCCAAAGAAAUGGGAUUAUCGUAGCCUUGGACGCUGACGGACUUGGGUUUAGCCAUGCCCGCCAAAUUUCAUACGAUGUGGUGAAAAAGCUUCUGUACUGCAUGGUGUACACAUCCCCCAUCCGAAUUAUUGGUUACGUCGUGUACAACAGUUCCUACCUGAUGGAAAAGCUUUACAGCGUGGUCAAAUAUGCGGUGCCGGAGAGGGCGAGGAAAGAUGUUUAUGUUCUUAAAAAAGACCUGACCGCGCUGCACGCGUUGGUUCCGGAUAAACAGUUUUUGCCCACUUCCAUCGGCGGAGAGGUUCCGAACGACCUGGCGUUUCAGGAGGACGCUGAGGAAGCAGCGCUCGACGACCUCACGAUAAAAAAUCUUCUGACCGAUCUGCAAAGAGAGUUUGGAGUGGGGAAGAAGUGAUGUAUUUAGCAAUUUAUUUUCAUAUAUAUAAUAUAUAACUCAGGUUCAAGUUGGUAAAAUAAUGAAAGUUAUUAAACGGUCACAAAUGUUGUGCUCAUUUUUACAUAAAGUUACAUCCAUGUUUACUUAUGCAUAUACAUAUUUAUGUGCAAAUACCGGUGGGACUACAUAUGUGUAAGGAAUAAAUGUGAUAAAUGUACUA
Molecule: messenger RNA, 1199 nt
Organism: Folsomia candida
Lineage: Eukaryota; Metazoa; Arthropoda; Collembola; Entomobryomorpha; Isotomidae
Product: alpha-tocopherol transfer protein-like
Exons: 5
Coding region: 230-997 (255 amino acids)
Cellular component (GO): membrane
Molecular function (GO): phosphatidylinositol bisphosphate binding
Source: RefSeq, a predicted model, not a curated record